GGCAACAUUGCCUUAAAAUGUCAUAUUCUGUUGACAACGAAAUAUCCCAAGCUGCGUCUAUUUUAUUUGAAAGUAAUCAAAAAUACACUCGGAUGGCUGAGAAACCGCCUGAGGAGGGCUACAUCUCGGUCGUGGAUGAGGAGCCGGAGAUAUUUGAGUUGUUAAAAUGGGAUUCCUCUCAUACACAAAAACAACAGGAGCCCCGACCAGUAGAGAAAGCGCGAAGCCCCGAGAAAAGGCCCUCGAGGUCCCGGGAGGAGGUUGAUCCCUUCGACUUGCCAGACCAGACGUUCAUUGAGACUUACAGACUGUCUAAAGACCUAGUUCGUAACCUGAUAGAGGAGGUGGCACCUGUCAUGCCAGACUCUUUGAAGUCCCUUGAGUUCUCAGUGGAGAGCAAAGUACUGGCAGCAUUAUCCUUUUAUGCAACAGGCAAGUUCCAGAAGUCAUUUGGAGGAAAAAUUGACCCGAAUCUCACAGCAUACUUUGUGGCAACGGCAAUGCAACAGGUCACCGAAGCUAUGAACCAUCCGACCAUCGUCAAGAAAUACAUCCACUUUCCACAUUUGAGGGGCGAGAGAGAUAUAAUAAAAGCAAGGUUCUACAUGAAGUAUGGCAUCCCGAACGUGGUAGGCUGCAUUGACUGCACGCACGUGCCCAUCAUGCCACCCAACGACGACCGCAAGGCACAUUUCAAUAAGUCGUACCACUCCAAGAAGGUGCAGAUUAUCUGCGACAGCGACUGCAACAUCUUGAGCGUGGAGGCGAGCGCGGGCGGCGCGUUGUCCUGCGACGCCGUGCUCAACCGGCACGCCGUGCGCGUCGACCUUGACAGCCUGAACAACGCCGGCGAGCAGUGCUGGCUCAUUGGUGGCCCAUUUUACACACAGAAACCGUACAUCAUGACGCCGAUACCGAAAAUGACGAAGAAAUCCCCCAUCACACCGGAAAAGUAUUACUCGAACCUCCACACGCAGACAUUUUCAGCCGUGACCGAGACAAUAAAACAGCUGAAGAGCCGGUGGAAAUGUCUGCAGGCCACUUGCAAUAAACAGAUCGAACCGCCUUCCGUUACUAUGAUCGUGGUGGCCUGCUGUGUGUUACAUAACAUAUGUAACGGGCGGGGGUUACCAGUGCCGCCCAUGACACAAACUGAGGAGCGUCUCGAAGCGAUGAAACAAAAGGUGGCCAAUGGCCCGAUACCAAGGAAGCAGGUUGAGCAUCCAGCUGGUAUCCAAGCGAGGUUAUCUCUAGCGGAGCGGCUGUGGAACGAGCGGAGAGUCAUGCCGGAGUGUUCUGUGCCUAAGAAGCGGAUGUCCAAGAAGGAUAGAUUGCUAGAAGGUCAUCAGCACCAACAACAGCCGCCGCCAACCGCUAGCCAGCCGCCUCCGCUACAUGAUGAUAGUAAGCGCCCGCGUAUAAUUAGCGUCCACACCACAAACUACAACUUGGCGAUGCCUGGCUGGGGACACUAUCCGCAGUAGGCAACCUUCCAGCGCUUGAGUACAACCUGGUAUCAGUUGAUGAGCCACUGUAGGCCUUGACAUGGCUUAAUCGAACUGUAUGUAGCCUCCGAAUGACAGAAUCUUAAGAAAAUCAGGUUGAUUAAAACCUGAAAUGUCCUAGCCAAACUGGGACUCAAACCCAGAAGCUCCAAUAUAAGAGACAUCUAGACCAUAGAGUACUCAGUGUCAGUGCACGUUUAGUAAAUACAGUAUGAAUCGUGGCGCCGAAGGGAUGUGAGUGUUGCGUUAUAAUCUGUGCCACUGAGUUUAUGAAACGUGAGGAACUAUUUAGAUGUAAAUAAAUAGGUUUCCUUGUAAGAUAGGUUUAGUUCAUGAACAGACGUUUAUUUGGAGUCAGUAAUUUGUUAUGAAUUGUGUACCAGUGUGUCAGAACCAGUAUGAAACCUUUGACUGGUCUAAAUAUCAAUAAAUUUCAAGUUACUGACUCAAAUCGUAAAGGCAGCCAUGAGUAGUUUGAUACUCAAAUUAUAUUUAGGAAGUAGUUAUAGUAAGUAACUUUGUUACAACUAAAAUGGCAGUGUUAUUUUAUACAACAGAAAGCAAUAUUGGUGCUUUUGUAAAUAAUGUACGAGCAGAAAUGACGUGUAAGUUUAAUCGGGAAAAACGAAAUUGUAUAGUUUUUUAUCACAAUUAUUAUCUAUGAACUUCACUGGUAGUAGGUAUCUAUCAGCAAUUUGCUUUUGUUGAAUCUCAUAAUCGACAUUACCUUUUAUUUAUAAAAAUAUAAAUAAUAGCACACCGUGUUUUUUCAUUUACUGAUAAAAAAGAGAACAGAAUUUUGGAAAAAACAAUGUUUUUAUAAUGAGGAUUUCUUGCACUAUCUACGCCGAAAAAGUUUAACAUGAUCUCAUUAUUAUUUACAUAACAUUAUGUUGUAUAUGAAAUAAAUUUGGAUACUUAGUAAAAGUAAUAUUUGAA
Ostrinia nubilalis (European corn borer) is the source of this 2444-nucleotide messenger RNA. Its product is annotated as putative nuclease HARBI1. The transcript has 5 exons. NCBI's taxonomy places the organism in Eukaryota, Metazoa, Arthropoda, Insecta, Lepidoptera, Crambidae. The coding region runs from base 18 to 1484 and encodes 488 amino acids. The record is from RefSeq and is a predicted model, not a curated record.